Molecule: messenger RNA, 6141 nt
Organism: Carassius auratus (goldfish)
Lineage: Eukaryota; Metazoa; Chordata; Actinopteri; Cypriniformes; Cyprinidae
Product: high affinity cAMP-specific and IBMX-insensitive 3',5'-cyclic phosphodiesterase 8B-like
Exons: 22
Coding region: 941-3307 (788 amino acids)
Biological process (GO): signal transduction
Molecular function (GO): 3',5'-cyclic-nucleotide phosphodiesterase activity
Source: RefSeq, a predicted model, not a curated record
CGGGUUUGUGAAGGAACACUAGAUUGCUAAAGUACAUGCAGAGAUUCAGUAUUUUACUGCAUGUGACAAUUGUAGAGAAAUUGAUAAUUGCAUUUGUUGAAGCUGUAAAGGGUGUGAUUGUGUUAUGACUGUUGGACUGUCCAAUUAAACACAUCCAAGAUCUGUGUGUGUGUGUGUGUGUGUGUGUGUGUGUGUGUGUGUGUGUGUGUGUAGUCACAGGAAUAAAAGCUCUUGACUCUAGAUGGCCUCUCAACAGUAAAAUUUACAUAAAACAGGCAGAUGACCAAAGCAAAUUCAUGCUGUGCUAUUUACGCAAGAGUGAGUUAGUAAAUAGAUUUUAUUUUAAUGUUUUAAUCUUUUUACUGGAAAAUAAGAGUCCUCUCGUUCAUCUCAUUUUACUCAUCUCUUUUGUCUUGGCAAAAUUAAAUGUGCAUUACAUAUGCUGCUUUUAUAGUGAUUAGAAUCGGUAUUUAGCCUGGAGGCUUUUUGUGCAUGUGUGUUUGUGUGUGUGUGCGUGUGAUUCUUGCUGAGAGGCUUAUGUGUAGUGUUAAAGUGGAUGACGCAGGAAGCUUUGAGCCACCUGCUCUCUGUCAUUACAACAAUUUUGCUGUACCAUUUGGACAACUCCAUGCUAACCAGCCUUUUUGCAAUGUGUAUCAUAUCUGACGAAGCAAUAGAGCAGUUAAAAUGGCAUUUAAAACAAUUUGACAAGAGGAUUAUGGAUAGUCGUGUUUAAAUCAGCUGAAUAACACACUUGGAUUGGAGUUGGUGCUGAUCAGGACGGCUACAUUUGCCAUCAUUAUUUCAGCCUGUGAAACAUUAUUUUCUUCGGUGGACUAAUUUUGUUUGUCUUGUAUAGUUUGCGUUAUUGGUUGCAUUCUUGGACAUUCAAGCACAUGUACAAACAGUAUGUGAUUAAAAACAGGACAGGCAUGUCAGAAUGUUGCUUCAAGGCUCUGAGAUGGUGUCUGCAGCAGAAGAGCGUUUGGGGCCAAUGCGACUGACCCAGGAGCCCAUUCAGGUGUUACUGGUCUUUGCUAAAGAGGACAGUCAGAGCGAUGCGUUCUGGUGGGCGUGUGAGCGGGCGGGGUUCAGGUGUAACAUCGCACGAACACCUGAGUCUGCGGUGGAGUGUUUCUUGGAUAAACACCACGAGAUCAUCAUCAUUGAUGGCCGGCACUCACGGUACUUUGAGGCUGAUGCCGUCUGCCGGAUGAUUCGAGCGACCAAGCCUUCUGAACAAGCUGUUAUUUUAGCAGUGAUGCCACAAACUCCCUCAGAUCAGGAGGAACCAUCUGUCCUUCCUCUUCUCUCUGCUGGCUUCUCCAGAAGGUACCUGGAGAACAGUAGUGUGUCAGUCUGUUAUAAUGAGUUAAUCCAGUUAGAACACGGAGAGGUUCGAGCCCAGUUCAAACUGAGGGCUUGUAACUCGCUUUUCACCGCAUUAGAACAGUGUCAGGAAGCCGUGGAGAUCAGCAGUGAAGAUCAUGUCAUACAAUAUGUAAAUCCAGCAUUUGAAAAGAUGAUGGGCUAUCAUAGAGCCGAACUGAUCGGUAAAGAGUUGACCGAACUGCCUAAGAGUGAGAAGAACAGCGCCGACCUGCUGGACACCAUCAACACCUGCAUCAAGAAAGGAAAGGAAUGGCAGGGGAUCGUUUUCUCACGGAGGAAGUCAGGGGACAGUAUUCAGCAAUAUGUCAGAAUCACUCCUGUGAUUGGCCAGGGAGGAAAAAUCCGCCAUUUUGUGUCCAUCAAGAGGCCUUACAGUGACAACCACAAACAGGUUCAUAAGUUGAGUAAAGAAGAGAAAAGCUGUGGUGAACACUCACAAUCAGAAUGCAAUUCCUUGCGUCACAAGGACCGGAGGAAAGAGUCUGUGGACGUCAGAUCCAUCAGCUCUCACAGCAGCGAUGCUCCCAGUCUACAGAACCGCAGAUAUUCCUCUAUGGCCAGAAUCCACUCCAUGACUAUUGAGGCACCGAUCACUAAGGUGAUAAAUAUCAUUAAUGCAGCGCAGGAGAGCAGUCCUGUGACAGUAGCUGAAGCUCUGGAUCGUGUUCUGGAGAUUCUGCGGACCACUGAACUCUACUCACCCCAACUGGCCUCAAAAGAGGACGAUCCUCACACCAAUGACCUGGUGGGGGGGCUUAUGAGUGAUGGACUCAGAAGGCUCUCUGGGAAUGAGUAUGUCCUCUCCAAAAGUGCAUUACACAAUAUGAGCCAGAGUCAACUGGCAGUGCCUGUCCCGUUAAACGACAUCCCGUCCUCCAUCGCAGAGCUGCUUAAUGAGGAGGAACGCUGGGAAUUCAAUAUCCUGGAGCUGGAAGCAGCUACUCACAAGAGGCCACUCUCAUACCUGGGGCUGAAGAUCUUCUCUGCUUUUGGCAUGUGUGAGUUCCUGAACUGCACAGAGGCCACGUUGCGCUCGUGGCUGCAGGUGAUCGAGGCUAAUUACCACGCAUCCAACUCUUACCACAACUCAACACACGCCGCAGACGUCCUGCACGCCACAGCCUACUUCCUGCGCAAGGACAGAGUCAAGGGCAGUCUUGACCAGUUGGAUGAAGUAGCAGCACUUUUGGCAGCAACCGUCCAUGACGUUGAUCACCCGGGCCGCACCAACUCAUUCCUGUGCAAUGCAGGGAGUGAGCUGGCCAUUCUGUACAACGACACGGCCGUCCUGGAGAGUCACCACGCCGCUCUAGCUUUCCAGCUUACUGUACGAGACAGCAAAUGCAACAUCUUCAAAAACAUGGAAAGGACUCAGUUUCGGACCCUACGGCAGGCAAUAAUAGACAUGGUGUUGGCGACAGAAAUGACGCGACACUUCGAACACGUCAAUAAGUUCGUAAACAGCAUCAACAAACCCAUGAGUGCCAUUGAGGAGACGAGCUCCAAUAGUGAAGGCAGUGAUUGUGAGGGUCCGGCCAGUAUUCGCAACUCUCCUGAGAACCGUCUGUUAAUUAAACGGAUGCUGAUUAAAUGUGCCGAUGUGGCCAAUCCCUGCAGGCCUCUGGAGCUCUGCAUCGAAUGGGCUGGUCGCAUUUCAGAGGAGUACUUUGCUCAGACUGACGAGGAGAAAAGACAAGGUUUGCCGGUUGUCAUGCCAGUGUUUGACCGGAAUACCUGCAGCAUUCCUAAAUCCCAAAUCUCAUUUAUCGACUAUUUCAUCAUGGACAUGUUUGAUGCCUGGGAUGCCUUUGCAAGUUUGCCAGGUCUGAUGGAGCAUUUGGCAGAGAACUACAAAUACUGGAAGAACUUGGAUGAGAUGAAAUGUAAAAGUCUGCGGCCUCCACCUCUUCCGUGACUCCUUUGCCCUCAAGGUCAAAGGUCAGAGGAAUGCAGCAUCUCUUUCCGGCCCUCCAAGAUUCCGUCCAUAGAGCACAGAUAAGCAGCCCUGUUUCCCUGACGAUGCUCCGCCUCAAUCGACAAUCGCCCCGGUAACAAGGGUAAAACACAAACAAACGACUAAACGAAUGCACUUUAUCAGCAUAGAGUUCUCUUCCAGCAUCUUUUCACUUUCUUCUCUUCUCUUUUUUUUUAAAUCCCUUUGUUCUCCCACUGUUUUUAAUGAUUUCUGGAGAGUAAUUUUUUUUGCAAUGUCUGACACAAGAAGACUGAUCUUAAUCCAGUAGAGGACUGUAUCUUCUAUUUUCGUAAAAAUAUGGGACUGAAGGGUGAAUGCUCAGAGAGAUCUGUGUCUAUACACAUGCACACAUAACAUUAACAGACAUGUGGAAUCACAGAUCCAAAUGCCAAAAGGGUUUUAUUUGGACUCUGAAGCAGGAGAAAAACUGAAUGUCAGUGGGACUGAGCUACUUUGGAAACUAAAAAAGGACCCAGUAGUGAGCCCUGAGGCACGCCACAUUUUCCCCCUUAUUGAUUUUGUUAAAAUUCAACACGAAUGGAAUAUUUUGACAAUAUUAUUGACAGAAGCAAAUGUCAGGUUGCCAAAACAGAAGAACCUUUGUAGACGCAUUUGUAAUCGGACAAUUAAUUGGAAUUGGCCAGCACUGAAUGUGUUUCAGUGUGCGAGAUUGUAAAAUCUGCGAAGGAUCAGCCCACUGUGGGCCGUCAUUAUUCCGGCACUUUCUGUAUCAGAACUACUCAAGCCUUUCUCAGACUCCGAGGACUGGUGUGUAAUAAUCAAUAAUUUUGAUAUUAAUAGCCAAUAAUAGCAAAGAAUAUAUUUCUCAGAAACACUGUAUAUCCAGACACAUACUGUAAUAACGUGAAUCAUGAUGAUGCGUGUGUAUAAGCAAAAGAGGAAGUGUGUUUAUGUUACAAUGUGCUUAGUGAUGAAUGUAUUAGAAUAAUUUUUACAUUUUACACAUUACAGUUAACAUUCCUACUUCAUGUAACAGUCUGUACGGAUGCAACAUUCCCUUAUCUUCAGAGUUAUACUGUGUGUAAACAUAAAAUCCAGCGCAGCCUCAUAACGAUACCACCAACACAUUGACAUUUGCUUAUGUUGAUAGUUGGGAUUUCACAUAUUUUAGGUGUUACAUCAUUUUUAAGUAUUAUUUAUUUACAAAUGUGCUCAGCUGUAAAUCGCUGUUGUAAUCUUUUACCAUAGACCCGUAUUGCUGAUGAGCUUCAAAAGCUCAUUUUUUGUAGGCCAAAAACCAGCGCCAAAGGUGCGUUUAUAAUCAAACAUGAUGAUGAGUUUUAAACAGAUGUUUGGCUGAAGCCAUUUAGACUGGAAAAAGAACUAGUUUAGAUUUCUAAAAAAUCUGUCACUCAAGACAUAAAAAAAAAAUGUUUUUAUUAAACAUAGCUGUUGGUGUCAUUUGUUAUUUGCACACCUAUUUUUUACCGGGUUACAUUUGGACACAGCCGAAUUGCACUGGCUCGCAGGCAAGCUUAGUAGAAAUGUAUUAAAUGUUUAUAUUCAGUUGCCAUUUGGCCUUUUACUCUUUAUUCAUUGUCGUAAAGGAGCUCUUGAGAAAUUCAUCUUCACAGUUCUAGAACACCAGCAUGACACCACACGAGUUCUGUUAGGUUCUGCACCGAGGGUUCUAAAUGUGAUGACAUCAUAAUGACUUAAAGAAUUCUGGCACGCAUCAUAAAGGCAGAUGAUUUCACCUGAUGAUGCCCUUGUAAGAUGGCAGCUGUCAUUUUUGUUGUGAAGCGCUCCGGACAGCAUUGUGCGGUUAAAGGCAUGCGGUGCACAUUCAGCAGCUCGCAGGGUUUUGAUUUUUCCUCUUUCCUGUUCUCUCAUCCUUCCUGAUUCUAUCCGUUUCCCUCCCUUUUUCUUUUUUCUUUAAUGUGCUCACAAGGGUAGAGCAGUAGUUUUGGAAGCACUUUUGAAGCCUGUAUCUCUAAUAUAUAAAGCAUUCUUGAUGCAUUAUAAAGUUAAAAUCAGUAGGUAUCAGUUUAUAUUGAGAUUUGAAAAUCAUCAUAUUCAUCUAAAUCAGACAAUGUUUGUAGCGGAUAAUAUCAGAGAUUUUUUCUAAUAAAAAAAAAUUGUUUGAUUAAAUAUUUCCGUUUAACCGCUGGUAUACAUUAUGAUUUAACACAUGAAACUGGGUUAUAAUUAAGGCAUUAUGCUUUUUAAAGAUACAACUGAAAUUAAAUAUACAUUGUAAUGAAUUGCAACUUUGGUUACAGUCAUGCAUAAGAACAUACAACUGAUUUUAUAAAUGCAUUAAGAUUUCCUUUAUGAUAUACUAUAUAUGCAUUUUGACCCAUUUUUGCCAGUUUAUUGCUAUGAAUGCUGCAGUAUGCAGAUUAUGGUGGAUGCUCUUGUCGCCCUCUAGUGGUAAAUCCAGAGAUCCGCACACAUUAUUGAACUCCAAUGACGCUGUUGAAUAGUUUUUACAUAACUAUGAAAUAACAAGUAUCAAAGAACUUGUGUUUGUUUGUGUUUUAGGAGAAAUUAUGUUUUUUUGUUUGUUUUUUUUAAUAGCAGUAUAAUCAUGUUACCUAAAGCUCUUGUCAAGAAAAGUACCACAAAUAAAACUCUUAAUUGACACUACCAGUCAAAUGCUUGGAUGCACUUUGUUUAAGAUAUUAAAUUAUUGAAGUAGUUUUGAAAUUUAAAUUGUGCCUACUUUACCUCAUCAGGAUGAAGACUGAAGACUGGAGUAAUGGCUGCUGAAAAAAUAGCUUUGCCAUUAAAAGGAAUAAAUAAAUUUUUUA